Molecule: messenger RNA, 396 nt
Organism: Paramecium sonneborni
Lineage: Eukaryota; Ciliophora; Oligohymenophorea; Peniculida; Parameciidae
Source: the annotation of a GenBank genome assembly
AUUUAAUUUCAAUGUUCGACACAAUAAUGAAAGAGUACAAUCAAAAUAAAAAAUAGUUAGAUAAAUAAGAUGGUAUGAUUUUAUUUAAAUCAGAACUUUUAAGAAGGCAUAUUGGAAUGUUGGCUGAACCAAUGACAAAAAAGGUGUUGCAUGGAUUAAAUGCAAAUAUAGCUAUUCUGCAUUAAAAUGAGCAAAUAAUAGAGAAAGAGACUAAAUAACUAUUAAAAGAAACAGCACAAUUAUAAAAAGAAUCUCAAUAAUGGCAAAUUCUGUACAACAAUUUAAAUGAAACAUUAAAAGUAAUGUUGAUAAUUGUGAAUAGGUUAGAAAGUAGGUGAUAUAGUAAAUUUUGCUUAAAUAAUAGAAAAUGAAUUAUAAGAAUUAUGCGAAAGUUGA